This is a messenger RNA of Nelumbo nucifera (sacred lotus), 786 nucleotides long. NCBI's taxonomy places the organism in Eukaryota, Viridiplantae, Streptophyta, Magnoliopsida, Proteales, Nelumbonaceae. The record is from RefSeq and is a predicted model, not a curated record.
AUGGGGGCACAUUUUCAAGAAGGUUGUAUGGAAAGGACAGCCGUGACAUCCUCUACAACCACCAACAAUCAUGAAGACAGAGACAAAGACAAGAAGAAAGAAAGGAAAAGUAGCAGUGGCACGAACACAACUGAGCUCCACAUCAAUGUAUGGCCAUUCUCUUGGAGCCGUUCGGCUGGGAGUAGCGGCAACCAACCAAAGAUGGCCGCUGAGGGGCAGCUUCUCGGAUGGUUGGAGAUCAACACGGGCCAGACCACUCCACUCCACUCCACUCCACUGGACUUCAUGCUUGAAAAUAGGAGAGGACGUGGUAUAUACAUCAAGCAUCCACUAUCCAGGCUUGUUCACGGCAACCUCAAGUCCUCCAAUGUAACUUAUGGGUCCCGACUUGGAGGCUUGUCUCACCGAUUACUACCUUGUCGUGCUCGCCAAUACCUCCAAUAUGAUGAAACCCUUGACUCUAACGCCUUCAAGUCCACUCAUCGAGCCACCUCCAAAUCCGAUGUCUACUCCUUCGGCGUCCUCUUACUAGAAUUUCUGACCGGAAAACCUCCACCCCAGCAUCCCCUGCUCAUAUCCGGUAAUCUGCUUACUUGGGUCAGAUCCGUCAGUGACGACGAUGCUGGCGAAGAGAACCUGCUAGCCAUGCUUCUUGAGAUAGCCACCACGUGCCGCCAGACUUCUCCAGAACAGAGAUCCACGAUGUGGCAAGUUUUGAAGAUGCUCAAGGAGUUUAAGGAGACGAUGAUGAGUUCAAUACUGGUUUUAGCUCAAAAAGUGAAUUAA